AUGCCUGCUGCAGUAGCCUCGCGCGCCCGCGACCAGAAGCCGUCCAAAGCGACCCGCGACUCGGCGCCGCCGGCAAAGAAGACGAAGCUCGCCCAGUCGCCGGCCACGAUUCGUCAAAACGGCCUCAAAGCACUGCUCAACGGGGGUGCAGCCCAGAAGCCCACCGCCAAGCUGAAUGGCGCCAAACCUGCGCGCCACGAUCGCGUCGACGAAGCCACCGCGGUUGUGGGCGGCGGACAGUCUGGCCACGGUGACGUCGACAUGAAGGAUGCCGCCAAGGAAGUCAUUGAGAUCAGCAGCGCCGAGGAGGAGGAGAGCGACGUGUCUGAGUCUGAGGAUGAGCCAGAGGAGGACGUCGACGAGACGGCACCUGCUGUGAACGGGCAUGGCGACGCCGAGGACCGGCUGAUGGACGACGAGACCGUAGACCCAGAAGACCUGUCGUUUGGCGACCGCCUACGUGCUUCCGAGCCAGAGCCCGUACGAGAGUCGCGUAUUGUAGACGUCGAAUCAGCGUUUGUUGGUGCCAACGCCGAAUCGAGGGCACUAGCCACAGCAGCGAACAGCCGCCCCCUCUCCGCGCCGUCAGCCUCGUCGCUAGGAACCGUCCUGACCCAAGCUCUGCGAACAAACGACCAAGAGCUCCUCGAGUCGUGUCUGCGGGUAAUCGACGUCGACACCAUCUAUGCCACCGUCGAACGUCUGCCCUCGCCGCUAGUCGGAACCCUGCUGCAAAAGCUCGCUGAGCGUCUACACAAGAAGCCUGGACGCGCAGGCAUGCUCAUGGUAUGGGUGCAAUGGUCUCUGGCCGCGCACGGUGGAUAUCUCGCAAGCCAGCCACAAUUGGUCAAGCAACUCACGACACUAAACAAGGUGCUCAAGGAGCGCGCCAGCGGACUGCAGCCCCUGCUUUCACUCAAGGGCCGCCUGGAUAUGCUGCAAGCCCAGCUCGAGCUGCGAAGACGGAAUCAGAAAGCAGCCAACGACGACGAAGAUGAGGCAGUCAUCUAUGUCGAAGGCGAGGACGACUACGUCUCGUCUGUCGAGGGAGAUGACGAGGAUGCAGCCGCUGGAUCUCGCAAGAGGAUACGACAAGACUUCGAGGACGAUGACGAGAGCUCCGUCGACGAAAUGCCAACAACAAUGGAAGUCGACGAAGACUCGGAAGAGGGCAGCGAAGACUCCGACGGGCUCAUCGAUGACGAAGCCGAGGAGACAGACGACGACGUGGGCGACGACAUCUCCGAGCCUAUGAGUGAUGACUUGGACGACGGAGAAGGCGUGUCGGAGAGUGAGGAGGAACCAAAACCAGCCAGGCGAUCGACUGCAGGCCGCGCAGGGCUGAAGAGCCGGCGUUGA
This is a messenger RNA of Dothidotthia symphoricarpi CBS 119687, 1359 nucleotides long. RefSeq names its product NUC189-domain-containing protein. The record is from RefSeq and is a predicted model, not a curated record. Gene Ontology annotation, biological process: maturation of SSU-rRNA from tricistronic rRNA transcript (SSU-rRNA, 5.8S rRNA, LSU-rRNA). Bases 1 to 1359 code for a protein of 452 amino acids. NCBI's taxonomy places the organism in Eukaryota, Fungi, Ascomycota, Dothideomycetes, Pleosporales, Dothidotthiaceae. The transcript has a single exon. Gene Ontology annotation, cellular component: nucleolus.